Messenger RNA from Haemonchus placei, 288 nucleotides. NCBI's taxonomy places the organism in Eukaryota, Metazoa, Nematoda, Chromadorea, Rhabditida, Trichostrongylidae. The record is from the annotation of a GenBank genome assembly.
AUGGAAGCUCCUUUAUCGGUUAUUCCCUUAAAUGGUGCAUCGGCCGGGAAUAUCGCGGCAAACCGCGAGUCGCUGAGACUUAGGAUUCGGCAUGAAGAGCAAGAAAGCGACAACGAAGACGACGUUGAAGUGAGGAUCGAGGAGGAAUGGAUCAAUCCUGAGGAAGAACAGGAGAUCCGUUCCCAAGAGCAUGGAGAGGCUCCUGAAGAAGAAGAACACGAAGCCCGGGACGUCGCGCAGGCAGCUGGAGAUCAACCGAUCCAUCAAGCACGUGACGAAGUAGCCUAG